CAGCGCGCAAAGUGCAGCAGCGCCGCGCCCAUGCUCUGUGCUGCAGGGGCUGGGAGCGGGCAGGGCUGCCGCUGUUCUCCCGCGUGUUCUUCCCGCGGCUCCCGAGCGCGGCCGCCCUGAAACAGCAGCUCCUGUCCGGCCCAGCGCGCAGCCGCUGCCUCAGAGGCCUCCGGGCCGUUACUCGCCGUUGGCAGAAAGGAGAAAGCACCGGCACAUGCCCGGCUCAGUGUGUGCCGCCCCGGGGCCCGGCGGGGUGCGGCCCCGCUGAGACGCCGGCUGCCCCACCAGAGGCGCCCUGCUUCCUUCCGCUCCCAGCGGUAGUUUGGAGCGCUUUCCAUUCGCCGCUCACAGGAAGCCGCAUGCGAGCAGCGAUGGCCCGGCAGCUCAGCCGGAUUAUGCGCCCAGACGAUGCCAACAUCGCAGGGAAUGUCCACGGGGGAACCAUCCUGAAGAUGAUCGAGGAGGCAGGAGCUAUCAUCAGCACCCGUCACUGCAAUUCCCAGGCCGGGGAGCCCUCCGUGGCUGCACUGGCACGGGUGGAGCGGACAGACUUCCUCUCGCCGAUGUGCAUUGGCGAGGUGGCCAACGUCAGUGCUGAGAUCACCUACACCUCCCGGCACUCCGUGGAGGUUCAGGUCAACGUCAUGUCUGAAAACAUUUUAACAGGAGCAAAGAAGGUGACGAACAAGGCGACACUGUGGUAUGUGCCGCUGUCCCUGAAGAAUGUGAAUAAGGUCCUUGAGGUUCCCCCCAUGCAGUAUGCGAGAAAGGAGCAGGAGGAUGAGGGGAAGAAGCGUUACGAGGAGCAAAAACUGGAUCGGCUGGAAACUAAGCAGAGGAAUGGUGACGUGAUCUUACCUGUCAUCAACCCAGACAGGCAGACAAAAGAGCCACACACGGUUGGCUACAGCCAGUCCAGCCUGAUCCACCUGGUGGGCCCGUCGGACUGCACGCUGCUGGGCUUUGUGCAUGGAGGUGUCACCAUGAAGCUCAUGGAUGAGGUUGCUGGGAUUGUGGCUGCCCGCCACUGCAAGACCAACAUCGUCACUGCCUCGGUGGAUGCCAUCAACUUUCAUGAGAAGAUCAAAAAAGGCUGUGUCAUCACUGUCUCAGGACGUAUGACAUUCACAAGCAAUAAGUCCAUGGAAAUAGAAGUCUUUGUGGAUGCUGACCCGUUUGUGGAUGAGCCUCGGGAGCGGUACCGUGCCGUCAGCGCCUUCUUCACCUAUGUGUCCCUGAGCAAGGAGGGGAAGCCCCUGCCUGUCCCGCAGCUGCUGACGGAGACAGAGGACGAGAAACGUCGCUUCGAGGAAGGGAAGGGCAGGUACCUGCAGACCAAAGCUAAGCGGCAGGCGCAGAUGCAGCAGUCUGCCCAGCAGUGACCUGUCUGGCACGCUUGCCACCAGCGCCCGCCAAACAUCCAGGUUGUUUCCCGUUCGUUUUGUGUCUGGUCCACGCCAGCCCCAUGCCUCCGCCCGCCCCAGCCUGCUGCCGGCGCCUCUGCUUUGCUGCUGAAGGGCUCAGCACCGUAGACCUCGUGCUUCAGGCGGCUGAAGCUCCCUGAAAGCCCCCAGGAGUCUUCCCAGGUACUCGCCAUCUGCCUCCAGAGCCAUUGUUGCUGUUUGAUCCCGUUGGCGACGCUCCCGCCGUGUCAGAGCCAGGACGGAGGCGUGUGGUGGCUUGAGGGGCGCGUGAGGCCGCGAGUCUUUGUGCUGCUGUGUUCGACUCGCUGGUUUGUCCUACCAUGCACACCAAAGCUUUCAUUACGCGCCGCGCCGGGGCCGCACUGAAUGUCUGUGACAUCUCUAGGUAGUUCUCUGUGCACAUCUAAGUUAUUUAAGGAAUCCUGUGGCAUAAAUAAAGUCUGUUUCAUUGACUGGAA
Molecule: messenger RNA, 1882 nt
Organism: Hirundo rustica (Barn swallow)
Lineage: Eukaryota; Metazoa; Chordata; Aves; Passeriformes; Hirundinidae
Gene: ACOT7
Product: acyl-CoA thioesterase 7
Exons: 10
Coding region: 360-1382 (340 amino acids)
Biological process (GO): acyl-CoA metabolic process; palmitic acid biosynthetic process
Cellular component (GO): cytosol; extracellular exosome; nucleoplasm
Molecular function (GO): long-chain fatty acyl-CoA binding
Source: RefSeq, a predicted model, not a curated record